This is a messenger RNA of Xyrauchen texanus (razorback sucker), 4742 nucleotides long. RefSeq names its product sushi domain-containing protein 5-like. Bases 175 to 2262 code for a protein of 695 amino acids. Gene Ontology annotation, molecular function: hyaluronic acid binding. The record is from RefSeq and is a predicted model, not a curated record. The transcript is spliced from 5 exons. Gene Ontology annotation, biological process: Notch signaling pathway; cell adhesion. NCBI's taxonomy places the organism in Eukaryota, Metazoa, Chordata, Actinopteri, Cypriniformes, Catostomidae.
UUUGGUCAGAUAAACCUCCCCUUGCACUUCUGCCACUGCGUCUGUUUGUUCUUUUCUCUAGGCUAACGGAAUCACCGGACCUGUCCUUUUGGAGUGCGCAAUUAAAUUUGGGAUUUUCACCUUUCCUCUCUGAAUUGGAAAAGUUUACAUCAGUUUUCUGUUCAGCUUCAAAGCAUGGGGCGACCCUGUAGCCGCGAGCUGGCGCUCCUGCCGCUGCUGGGAUACUUGGCUUACUUAACAGUCGGUCACACUCGCGCGGACGUCUCUUCGCUAGGACAGGUAUUCUUAUUGGAGUUACAAACUGUUUCAAAAGGCGGACAGGAUGCUGGAUUUGAGGCAGCAACAAAUGCCUGUAUUGCUCAAGGGGCCCAGGUGGCAUCUGGGGCCGACGUGCAUCAUGCAGUGUUGGAAUGUGCUUUCUCAGCCUGCUCGCGUGGUUGGCUCUCUGGACCAAGCAUUGGGACCACAGUGUGCAGAGAUGUCUUGGGGAGUUUGAGGCCAGUUGACGUGCAGCUGGAGAAUGUAACCGGGGACAUUGAGAGGCUGGGCGUGUUCUGUGUGAAAGAUAGCGAUGCUCCAUGUGGACAGCCACCUUCAUUCCCAAAUUCGCAUCUGCAGGGGAAAACUGGACUAGACCUGGGGGAUGAACUCCUGUAUGCCUGUAACCCAGGAUACAAACUCCCCAAUACAGAGACAGCCUUCAGCCUGCUUUGUGAUAGCUGUGGAGAAUGGUAUGGCCUGGUACAGCAUUGUGUCAAAGAUGAUCCUGAAAGCCACAUCGACUAUGACGAUAAGUUCACAGAUGGCCAUCUCCUUCAGAAUCCAGGGGAAGUGCAUCAUGUUUCUUUGAUUCCAGGAGGAGCAGAGACCACAGAUGAUGAAGAAGAGCAAGUCACUCCUGAACCAGAGCAUGAGCGGACAGCCAUGUCAGAGGAGGACGAGAAUGAAGAUGAUUCUACAGUAUCAGUGACUGAACCUCCAGUGUCUCAACUCAGUCAGAAGCAUAUGUUCUGGUUCCCUUCAGAGGCCUUUCAGGACGAGAAAGAGCCUCCAGUUAUCACCACAGAUUCUUCUGUUAAAAGCCCCACAGAAGACCAGAAUCACAGCCAACUGAAGCCUGACAUCAUCACAGAAGAACAUGAACCUACCCCUGACCCUGAUUAUGACCAUGCGACAGAUCCUCCCACUAAUUUGCCUGUCAGUCCCAGUGUUGGCAGCACGGAAGACUCCUGGCUUGAUGGAUAUCCUGUUCACCAGGUGGAAGAUAAAACUGGCGGCGAGUCAACGGGGGAGGCAGGACCAGAACAUGGAGUGGAUACGGACCCUUCAGAAGUGGAGGUGUUAGAGGAUGCAACUAAAAGCCCAGUGGAAGAGUAUAUUGGGGGUUUGAUUGACCACUCGGAGGAGGAAGACAUUGAAGGAGUUGUCAACAAUCACAAGGACACAAAGUAUAAAGACAAGAUCCACAGGAAAGGAGAGGAAGAUGAGCUUAGCAGAGGGACAACCAGACUUGAACAGGAGGAAUCCAUUGGAGUAAAAGAGGAUAUAGUGGUAACACAUGAUGGAGAAGCCACAGAGAAGGAUGAAAUGGGGAAAGAGACAUCCGUACCAGAGGUAAUGGAGUCUGAAGGAGAGAUUGAUGGAUCCGAAGAGUUGGGAUUUGACAGUGUUACUAAAAGCUCAAAUGCUGUGGAGAUGGAUCCCACAAUGUUUGUCAGUGUUACUCAGAUGACAACAAGUGCAGACGAUAUUGAUAUACACAAGCAACCCAUGGUGUACACACCAGCGUCCGCUUCAGAGAAUGUGAGCACCAGCCAAGAUGGUUUAGAACCUGAAUACACAACUACACCUUCGGGUAUGGUAUUUCUCGACGUUACACCUGGUUUCUCUGAUGAUCUCAUCACCAAAGCCACACCCAUUAUUGACGUUUCUUGGGAAACUAUUGACAAUGGUCACAUUCAGGAGCUUGACCCUGAAAAUUACACGACAGAAAUCCCUGAAAAGAGUGAGAUAGAAAGAGGUGGUGAUCACAGCCUGGAUCAACAAGAGCGGGCUGGGGAGGGUACUUGUGCAGAAGGCCUCUGCCAUGUAUCUGGUCGUGGACCGAUGAUUGCCGCCAUUAUUGUUGGUGUAGUAGCAGCAUUGGUAGGCGUGGUCUUGGGAGUGUGGUGCUACAAAAAGAGGCUACAAAAGAGCUCCCACUACCAACUCAAUGGAACUAACAGUCAAGCACAGUGCAUUGAAUUACAACAGACUGUGUGAUGGCCAUGCACAUCCUCACAAAUCCACACAGCUUACACAAACAUCAAUACAAAGCCAUUAAUGUGUGAACAUUACAGUCUACACUAACACAAAAAGUGUCCCUCCGUUCAAAUCUCCUUCACCACACAAAUUCUGUUGGAUAGGAUUGUGUAGUACUUAUUUUAGAUAAUGUUUCUGUUUUGUUUUUUUCUUUUUCUCUUUUCAUUGUAUUUUCAUUGUAUUGUGUUGACUAUAAUUGACACUUCAUAAUCUUUCAAUUUGGUGUCAUGGAUCUAAAUGUCUUCUGUUAUUUUGGAUGGACUACAUUGGACUGUGGGUCAUUGCAUUUGCAUGCAUAGUGCCCAUAUGUCCUUGUUAACAGAUUAUGUGUAUGUGUGUUUAUAGCUUUGUCCAUUAGUGACUGAGUGUGCGUAAGGAGUGUGUGUGUGUGAUUGUGACUUUGUCUACACGUAUGUAAGAGACUGAAAGAGAGGGAACGAGUGAAAAAGCGAGUGUGGUUGAACUUAGCUUUCUGUGCAUGUGCAUAUUGAAAGUUUCUAACUCUCACAGACAGCUGAGACAUUCUGUUCAGAGGAGCUGAGGGUGAAUUCUGAUUGGCCUUCAGCACAUAUAUGCCUAGCAAUUGCAGAAUAAAUAGCUUUUUCAUCCCUAAAUUUAGAAUACAAUGAGCAUUUGUUCAGUUUAAGCCUUUUUCCUAUAAAUAAGUCCAGUUUCUUGUGGUUGGGCUCAGGACUCUAUUGAAAGAAUUUAACUCACAGACAGGUGAGACAUUUUGGUCAGAGGAACUGUGGGUGGAUUCUGAUUAGCUUUCAACAUAUAUAGAGCUUGUAUAAUGAAUAGCUGUCACCCACCAGUUUAGAAUACCAUGAGCAUAUGUUCAAUUUCUUCAAAGUCUAUAUCAACACUAAUCCGUUUUUGUUUGAAAAUGCAUUGAUUUUGCUAUAUGUUUACACCUCUCAUCCACACUGAAACAGGGUUAUCCUCCACUAAAAACUGAGACUUUCAAAAACUCUCUCUAAUACCGCAUACUUUGCCAAACGAUGACAUUAGGCAACAUUUCAAAAUUAAACGAAUUGUGGACAAGGCCUAAAAGUUCAUGAAAGCAUUGAAGUAUAUUUAGAUUUAAGGAACCAUUAGUAAAAGUCAUAAAUUAAUAUUUAUAUGUCUUAAAGCCAGUAUUACACUCCUCACUUAGGUAUAAAAUAAAAAAUAUUAAAUAAUUAAUUAUUAUACUUUUCCCCAAUUGUGCCAUUGAUGUUUAAAUAACAAAAAAAGAACAAAAUAUUUUUGCCCCUCAAGGUAAUGAUUAACUCAAACUAAAUUUGUGUUUAUAAAGGGAUAUUUGUAUCAGAUGUUUAUUACAAAGGAUUUCUUAGACAUUUUAAAACAAGUUAAUUAAAACAAAACAGAAAUCACAUAAUGCGUUAAAACAAUUGUCAGUGUUUAAUUAAAGCUGUAAUCAAUUAUGUUAUUUGAUUUCCCAUACAUUUCAAUUGUGAUAUUAGUUAAUAAAAGAUCUAGUGAAGCUAGAUUAGUAAGGCUAUUUUUUCAACAUGCUGAUAGUAACAAAGUAAUAAAUUGUUGUUUAAUUUGAUUAUAAAUUAGUAAGUAAAUUAAGAGUGGAGUAACAGGUUUAACUUUUGUUUUGCAGAGUAAUUUUUCAAUACAUUAAAGAUCAGCUGAUGUACACAAAAUUAACUUGAUCUAACUGUUAUGGUAUGUUUGAAGGUUGUUUGUUAUGUAAGAUGCAUAAAUUAUAUAUAUAUAUAUAUUUCCAGAACUGUGCAGCUGAUGUUAUAUUAGCUUUGUUCUUAUUGUAGAAUAGGCCUAUACACGCUGACUGUGUUAUCUGAAAUAACUCUCUGUUUAAUUGAGAGGUUAGUAUGGUCUCAUUUACUUCAGAUCAGAUACAGAUCAAAACAGAAUAUAGGACAUUAUUUAAUGCCAUUGCAAAUUUCUGGUGUCUAAUUUCUAUUAGAUUUAAUGCAAAGUAUUGUGAACUAUUAAAAGUUUAGAUUAAAAAAAAAAUCUGUUUCACUGGGCUCUUGUGCUGGUCAACGCAUUAAGGCAAUUUUGAUCGUUUAUAAGCUUUGUAAGGACAAAAACCUAGGAAAGACUGGCCCAAAUGAAUGCUUAAUAGAUAAGUACCAAAUAGAUACUUCAUAACCAUUUUAGGGCACUUGUGGCAAUUGGAACUCAAAAUUGUAUUUGUACUGAAAAUAGUUUCAAAGUUGUUUUUCUGAAUUGUUAAUGAUGUAUUGUUAGAUUGUUGAUUGAGUUGUCUCUGAAUAGAGUUCUUGAGUGAAUGAGUGAAAUUUUGUAAUCUUUUCAUCUGUGAUUUGUUUAUUUGCAAUAGAAGUCAAAACUGCUUGUUAAUAUCUCCCAUUACACAGUAACAAUGUCAGUUAAAUGUGACAUGAGGGUAUCUGAAUAAAUAUAGCUGUGGAAAACUAACUGAACCUUAACAAAUAAAUUACUUU